UAGCACUGGUACCGGUUUCAUUCCUACCGCUUGCAUAGUGCCACGCCUACAUCGAAAACAGCAACACCCGCAACACCUAUUUUGUUAGCAGCACACAUGUGAGAGAAAAUUAUUGGUUUGUUGUUUGUUUUGGUUGCCUGGCGAAGUGGUCUGUGACCUGUGACUCUUUUCUCAAUACAUACUUUCUUCUGGAAAUUAAUCAAAUUCGAACAAGCCAUGCCUUUCAUGAAAGGAAUCGCUCCAAUCAGGAGAACUGUGCAAUAUCUGCAGUCUGGAAAGUUAUCUUUGAAAGACAGGGUCCAGGUUUUUUCUGUUCAUUACAACAGAUUAGGAGAAAAUCACCAGGGUGCAAGGGAUUUCGUUUUCUGGAAUUUGCCUCAAGUUCAGUAUCAAAAUCCUCAAGUCCAAGUUGUUACGUUCAAGAACAUGACACCAACUCCCUUCAUCCGUUGUUAUUUAGAUAGUGGAGAUGAUGUUUUGAUAGAUGUAGAUAACAAAUCAAAAGAAGAGAUCGAGAGCCACCUUAAAUUAGUCAUUUGUAAAUCAGAUGAGCUUCUUGCAAAAGAGGCCAUCGCACAAGAGAAGAAGGACAAUGAAGCUAACUUUGGCUACGGCUGUCAACGACACUGCAUUUGCGAAAUGCCAGGGCAGGUUCCUUGCUCGGCGGUUUGUCCACUACCGAAUCACAUGCGGGGGAAGCUGAGAUUUGCCACAGAUUAAUUACUCCAACAAAGACUUGCUUAGCUUGUAGUCCGUGGAAUAAAAAAGGUCAGAAUUAAUAUUAAAACAA
Cloeon dipterum is the source of this 790-nucleotide messenger RNA. It is a transcript of the gene mRpS25, whose product is annotated as mitochondrial ribosomal protein S25. The record is from RefSeq and is a predicted model, not a curated record. Lineage: Eukaryota; Metazoa; Arthropoda; Insecta; Ephemeroptera; Baetidae. Bases 217 to 720 code for a protein of 167 amino acids. Gene Ontology annotation, molecular function: structural constituent of ribosome. The transcript is spliced from 4 exons. Gene Ontology annotation, cellular component: mitochondrion.